Messenger RNA from Balaenoptera acutorostrata (minke whale), 7320 nucleotides. It is a transcript of the gene NR4A1, whose product is annotated as nuclear receptor subfamily 4 group A member 1. Gene Ontology annotation, molecular function: zinc ion binding; RNA polymerase II cis-regulatory region sequence-specific DNA binding; nuclear receptor activity. The coding region runs from base 4962 to 6758 and encodes 598 amino acids. Gene Ontology annotation, biological process: regulation of transcription by RNA polymerase II; cellular response to corticotropin-releasing hormone stimulus. NCBI's taxonomy places the organism in Eukaryota, Metazoa, Chordata, Mammalia, Artiodactyla, Balaenopteridae. Gene Ontology annotation, cellular component: transcription regulator complex; nucleus. The record is from RefSeq and is a predicted model, not a curated record. The transcript has 9 exons.
CUAGAUCCGAGUCAGCCCCCGAGUGUGGCGGCCAGCGCUUUCUCGCCCCAGCCCGCCAAGGGUGGGGUUUGGCCCGCGAGGGGUGCUGGAGGUGGCCAGGCCGGAGAAAUUCCUUCCAUUUCCCCGCUGGCUUCCAGGAGUUAGGGAGCUCGGCUGCCAGGACACCGAGCCGGGAGGAACCAGAGUUGCCCGGUGCAACCCCUUCGUGGGACUGAGCCGAGAAGCCGAGCCUGGAGAGGGUCUCGUGGAGUAAGGAGCGGACCUGGGAUUAGAAAUGCUGCAGAGGUGGCUUCCAGUGGAGUAAUAAUUUGGGUUGGGGGCUAGUAUUAGGGGUGUGCUGGGAAAAGGAAGGCUGGGCAGAGGUAGGUGGAUUGAGAGUAGUUAUGCCCAAAGUGUGCUGAUGUAGUAGGAGGCUUCAGUGGUGACUUCAGGCUUGGUCCUAGACCCACACCAAGUGAAUUGGAUGAAGACUUGAAAGGGAAGCCAGCCCGACUCUUUGUAGUGACCUAGAGGUGAGAGGAAUGACAAUGACAAAUGUAUAGUAUGGUAAAGCCAAGAUUCCAAGCGAUGGCAGCCAGGCAGAAGGAUGGGCCAAGUCUUAACAGGAUGAAUGAGACUGAUUAUGAAUGUUGAGGCCUGUGCUGGAGUUAAGAAAAUUAGCUGAGAGGUUCAACCCAGCAACCCAGGCCCCGGAGCUUCCCACUGGUUCUCUGGUGUUGGCUGUCAAAUUGCUCUGUGCCCACUAAGCAGAUCCAAGGAGGGAAGGGGGAUGCCUGGCCCUGGGCUCCCUGGUUGGGCUCCCUGGGUUCUAAUCCUAGCUUUGUCACUUCCUAGCUGUGUGACCUUGGGCAGAUUGCUUAACAUUUCUGUGCCUUAGUUUCCUCCUUGUUAAAAUGUUCAUAGUAAGAAUAAUGCUUUUCUCACAGUGUUGUGAGGCUAAAAUGAGAACACGAGUGUAAAGUGCUUAGUGAUAUAUUUAGCAUAUGGUGUUCAACAAAUAUUAGCUGCUGUUGUUAUUGUUGAUAAUAGUAAUAUGCCCAUUUCUGGGUGGGGACAUUGGCCAAUGCAGAGUUUAUGCCAUCAGGAAGCCACCAGGGCUGCAGAGGGUCUGUCAUUCAUGUCCUGUUGCAAGGAGUUCAGAUAAGAAAAGACUCAGUUGAUAGGAAGGAGGAGAAGGAGGUUUCAGGUGGGUUCAUGCAGGGCUGGGAUCCAGGGCUGGGGGCUCUUGAGUCAGUCAUGACUCAACAUAGGAAAGAACCCUUGGAGUUUGGGUCUGCCCCCAAAUGGAAGGGACAGCUCCUUAGCUGCAGUGUUCUCCCUGCCUCCUUCCAAGUGACUGUCUGACCCUCCUCCUAAACCUGUCCUGAUGCAGGCAUGUCUGAGUCCCCCUCUCCCGCAUUCCACAAAUACUUACUGAGCACCUAUUAGUACUGAGCUCUGGUUUAGAGACUGAACUCUGCAGCAGUUGAGACAGAUGCGUAAACAGAUGCACAGCAUUAGUCCUAUGGAGAUGAUAAAAAUAGGUUCAUGUGGCGGGGUGGGAGUGGAGGUGAAAUGGGAAUGGAAACCUGAUUGAUGAGAAGGCGCUAGCCAUACAGACAUUGCAGGCAGUGACUCAGAGGCUCUGAGUGGGGAAAGAAAGCCCAUGGGGCUGGAGCACAGCAAGGAAGGGGAGCAGGAGCUGGGUACUGAAGUCUGGCCUGAGGCUCCCACUUCCUUUGGGGGGGAAUCACUUUCUCCUCCUCCAAGCCCACUCAGCCCUUGGUUUGUCCUCUGCACAGUGCUGAUUGUAACCGACCUUGAUUCAUUCCUGCCUUGUAACCUCCUGGGGCCCAGGGAUCUUGAUUUGCUGCUUCUUGGAUCUCCCACUGUUUGAAGCUCACUGUCUGGCUCGCAGUAGGCCCUCAGUAAAUGCUUGUGGAAUGACUGUUGAGGAUGGGAUUUUGAUGGGGGGGCAGGAGGUGGGAUCAGAUGCCUGCUCUAAGAUGUUAUGAAUCACUUUCUGGGCACCAACUGGAUCCCCUACUCUGACCUCUGUUCUCAGAUACAGGGUCUUCCCGGGCACUCAGGUUGGGCCUGACUGUGGUAGGAGGUGUUUGGCCCUCCCUACCCUUUGUCCUCAGCUGUGGGCUGGAAGGGAGAAAAGGGAAGGUUGGUGGGGUCGGGGAUGGGGGGAGGCUAGGGCAUGACCGCAGACCGUUUCUGGUGUAUGGGAAGAUGACAGGGUCAUUCUGGGAAGCAGGUGUAGGCUGUGGGCUGGGCCAGGUUUGCAGCCUGGUUUUGCCUUCUGUUUGGGGUUGGACUCCCUCCAGAUGAUGCAGACCGCCUUCCCCUUCUUCAUGCCCUGCUCCCCAUUAUACCCACAGGGAUAUCGGGGUGCUAAUAGCUCUGUAAGAGGAGAAUCUGGGUACCAUGGGCCAGAGGAGCUCCCCUUAGCCUGUGGACCCUGGGACAGAGGUUAGGAGGGUGAAGGAGUCCAUCACCUACCCUCUGGGAACCCCUCCUCCUCACUCCCUCUGCCUGCCACCGUGGAAGCAUCUACUUCUCUUUUCCCAGAUCUCAUCUCGGCCUGAAGGGCAUCCUGAUAACCAGGGAAGAUCACGCCUUGGCUGGUCCUGCCCUCACCUCGGGGCCCGGUCAAGAGAGGCGAGGGCUGAGUAAGGGUAGGAAAAGGGAAGGAGAGAAGUGGGGUCUGCGUUGCCCUGGCUGAAGGCUUUGGCACCAGCAGGGUCGGGGAGAGCUUGAAGAGGCUGGAGGGGUGACACACACAGGUGGCUCUGGAAGUAGAGGCCAGGUGCCCAGAAGUGGCUUGGAAUAGGAACCAGGGUGUGGGGUUAGCUUUUAUGUGUCUUCAUUCAAUUUCUCCUAAUAAUGAUAGCACCUAUGUAUCCAGCACUGUUUUAAGUCCUUUACACAUAUGAGCUCAUUUUAAGCCUGCUGGUAACCGUAUGGUUGUUAAUUUUAGAGAUGUCAAUUACAGAUUCACUUUUUCUUUUUUAGAUUUAUUUAUUUAUUUAUUAUUAAUUUUUUGGCUGCAUUGGGUCUUUGUUGCUGCAUGCAGGCUUUCUCUAGUCGCAGCGAGUGGGGGCUACUCUUUGUUGCGGUGCACGGGCUGCUCAUUGUGGUGGCUUCUCUUGUAGCAGACAACGGCCUCUAGGCACGCGGACUUCAGUAGUUGCAGCAUGUGGGCUCAGUAGUUGUGGCUCGCAGGUUCUGGAGCGCAGGCUCAGUAGUUGUGGCGCACGGGCUUAGUUGCUUUGCAGUAUGUGGGAUCUUCUCAGACCAGGGCUUGAACCCGUGUCCCCUGCAUUAGCAGGCGGAUUCUUAACCACUGCGCCACCAGAGAAGUCCCACAGAUUCUCAUUUUCACCGAUGAGUAACAGAAGUUAUGUAACUUGCCUAAGGUUACAAGUGAUGGAGCCAGGAUCUGAACCCAGGCAACAAGGAUGCAGCGUCCGUGCUCUUAACCACUCUGCCGCAAGCUGGACCUUCCAGUUUUGUGACUGGAAUCCCUUCAGAGAGGAUUUCCUGAGAGUCCCCAUGGCUCGGAUUAGAAGGCUGGGCUGCCUAGAGAUGGGGGCAUGGAGCCCUUGCUCUGCGGCCUCUGAGGCUUUGGGGGCCAAGUUGGAGCCCCUUAAAGGAGAGAGGGGUAUUCUGCUCUGUCCUCACAAUAGCUCCCUUUUCUCUGCCUACAACAUGCCCUUUUGUGCACGUCAGGGAGCUGAAAGCUGGAUUGAGGGAAUGGUCCUGCCGGCUGGUUCCUCCUCUCUCGCGUGGACUCUCCCUCUGUAGGCCUCCACUGUGGACAGAGGCCAGCCCCAGCCCCUCCCUGGUGUCAGCGCCUUCUGCCAGGCCCUGAAGGCCCGAGGGAUGGUUGAGUGUUGUUCAAGGUCUGUUGGUCCAUCCAGAGUGAAAGGAAGGGUCAUCUCUGAGCAACACCCCCUUCAGGCCUUGAGAGAUCCCCGGAUGAAGCAGGAGCUGGCUCAGUAUCCCCCCCUGGACCCUCAAACUCUGUUGCCUCUUGUGGAGUUGGUGUUCGAGGUGUAGAGGUGUAGAGAGUCCCAGAGAGGUGGCUGGGAUGCGGAGGAUGGGGUACCAGCCCUCCAAGCCUGGAGGGAAGGAGGGAAAGCCCUGGGAAGCAGGGCCUCCUGUUCCGGGGGCUGCGCUGGGUAUGCACCUGGCCUCUUGCUGGCAGCAGGCACUGUGCCACCAACCUCGGGCUGGGGCAGGGAGAGGAAUUACUGUAAGUGGAAGAAGCAGGUGUCCCUGGUCAGCCGGACAUCUGGACUCGGGAAGCACGUGAGUGAAGAUGACAGCAGCGGCCGGGUGUCUUCCCCUCCGCUCAGCCCCCACCUCCACCCUCAGGUCAGACGCGGCCUGCUGAGCGCCUAGCCUUCCCUCUGGGUACCCAGUGGCUCCUGGGGUCAGAAUUCCUUGCGGUCAGUCCGUUGUCUGGGUGAGGGUGAUGAUUGGGUCGAAUUCCCAUGCCAGAGACGCUGCCAAGGCCACCGUGAGGGCUGCCAGCGGGGGCUCCAUGAGCGCUAGAGCUGCUGGUCCUGUGACGUGGGCACCUGUCUGCCAGGCCCGGGCAUGGGCCCAGGGUCACGCUCAUGCCGGGGCUCCCGUCAGCUGACUAUUUUAGGCUCUUGCUGACCUGGGCCAAAGUCAGGCCUCAGCCAAGAGGGCCCUGAGGCAGCUCCCCCUGCCCCCAGAGGCCAGCUCUGGUUUCAGCUAUAUAAACAGAGGAGGACAUGCUGGCUUGGAGGCCGCUCCACGUCCUGAGUCCACUCAGCUGGUGCACAGCCUCGGUCGGCAGGACGGGCUGACUGGGCGGUCACGUCUCUUCCCGCAGGGCUUCCUGAGGCCACCGGGAAGAGUCCCCAACCAACCCUGGGAUUCUCCCUUGGUGCUGUUGUCCAGGACCUCAGAGAAUCAAAGCAGAUCGUGUGGAGGAAGCUGAGAUGCCCUGUAUCCAAGCCCAGUAUGGGACACCAGCACCAAGCCCAGGACCCCGUGACCACCUGACAAGCGACCCCCUGACCCCCGAGCUCAGCAAGCCCACCAUGGACCUGGCCAGCCCUGAGGCGGCCCCCACUGUCCCCACUGCCUUGCCCAGCUUCAGCACCUUCAUGGACGGCUACACAGGGGAGUUUGACACCUUUCUCUACCAGCUGCCGGGAACAGCCCAGCCGUGUUCCUCGGCCUCCUCCUCGGCCUCCUCCGCAUCCUCAUCGUCAGCCACCUCCCCUGCCUCUGCUUCAUUCAAGUUUGAGGACUUCCAGGUGUACGGCUGCUACCCCGGCACCCUGAGCGGCCCUCUCGAUGAGACCCUGUCCUCCAGCGGCUCUGACUACUAUGGCAGUCCCUGCUCAGCCCCAUCCCCGUCCACGCCCAGCUUCCAGCCGCCCCAGCUCUCUCCCUGGGACGGCUCCUUCGGCCCCUUCUCGCCCAACCAGACUUACGAAGGCAUGCGGGCAUGGACAGAGCAGCUGCCCAAGGCUUCUGGGCCCCCCCAGCCGCCGACCUUCUUUUCCUUCAGCCCUCCCACCGGCCCCAGUCCUAGCCUGGCCCAAAGCCCCCUGAAGCUGUUCCCCUCGCAGGCUGCCCACCAGCUGGGGGAGGGAGAGAGCUAUUCCAUGCCAACAGCGUUCCCAGGCCUGGUACCCGCUUCUUCACACCUUGAUGGCUUGGGGAUGGUGGAUGCGCCCAUGACCUCAGCCAAGGCCCGGAGUGGGGCUCCGGGUGGAAGCGAGGGCCGCUGUGCUGUGUGUGGGGACAACGCCUCUUGCCAGCAUUAUGGUGUCCGCACCUGUGAGGGCUGCAAGGGCUUCUUCAAGCGCACAGUGCAGAAAAAUGCCAAGUACAUCUGCCUGGCUAACAAGGACUGCCCUGUGGACAAGAGACGGCGAAACCGCUGCCAGUUCUGUCGCUUCCAGAAGUGCCUGGCUGUGGGCAUGGUGAAGGAAGUUGUCCGGACAGACAGCCUGAAGGGGCGGCGGGGUCGGCUCCCUUCAAAGCCCAAGCAGCCCCCGGAUGCCUCCCCUGCGAAUCUCCUCACUUCCCUGGUCCGGGCACACCUGGACUCAGGGCCCAGCACUUCCAAACUGGACUACUCCAAGUUCCAGGAGCUGGUGCUGCCCCACUUUGGGAAGGAGGAUGCCGGGGACGUGCAGCAGUUCUACGACCUGCUUUCGGGUUCCCUGGAGGUUAUCCGCAAGUGGGCUGAGAAGAUCCCCGGCUUUGCCGAGCUGUCCCCCGGGGACCAGGACUUGCUGCUGGAGUCGGCCUUCCUGGAGCUCUUCAUCCUCCGCCUGGCCUACCGGUCUAAGCCGGCUGAGGGGAAGCUCAUCUUCUGCUCGGGCCUGGUGCUGCACCGGCUGCAGUGUGCCCGCGGCUUCGGGGACUGGAUCGACAGCAUCCUGGCCUUCUCUCGCUCCCUGCACAGCUUGGUCGUCGAUGUCCCUGCCUUUGCCUGCCUCUCUGCGCUUGUCCUCAUCACAGACCGGCACGGGCUGCAGGAGCCUUGCAGGGUAGAGGAGCUGCAGAACCGCAUCGCCAGCUGCCUGAAGGAGCACGUCUCGGCCGAGGCAGGCGAGCCUCAGCCGGCCAGCUGCCUGUCACGCCUGCUGGGCAAGCUGCCUGAGCUGCGGACCCUGUGCACCCAGGGCCUGCAGCGCAUCUUCUACCUCAAGCUGGAGGACUUGGUGCCCCCUCCACCCAUCGUCGAGAAGAUCUUUAUGGACACGCUGCCCUUCUGACCCCAGCCCGGGAACACGUGUGCACUCUGUGUGCACGCUCAUACGCCACCCCACGUGCCUUUAGCCCACGGCCCACGGACCCCUGGAGCACCACCCCUCAGCUUGGGCCUGAGCUGCAGACUGGCCGCCCCUCCCCGCCACCUGCUCUGGGAGGUCGGCAGGGAGUUCAUGCCCUGGGGGAGGGGGGGAUGCAUUCACAGGGGUGACCCUUACUAUUUGUCUUACCCCCCAGCCCAGCCCUGGUCUUCAUGUUUUUGUAAGAUAAAACCGUUUUUAACACACACACCGCCAUGCUGUAAAUAAGCCGAAUGCUGCUGUAAAUACAGGAAGGAAGAGGUUGAGGUGGGAGUGGGGUUUGGGAGGGAGGGACGGGCCCCCACCAGCCUCCUCCUACUUGCUCUCUCUUCCCGCCCUCCUUCCACGUGUACAUAGACUCACUCUAGGAGGAAGACAAGUGACAGAUUCUGACAUUUAUAUUUGUGUAUUUUCCUGGAUUUAUAGUAUGUGACUUUUCUGAUUAAUAUAUUUAAUAUAUUGAAUAAAAAAUAGACAUGUAGCUGAA